UAAUGCCCGUCUCUAAUUUCAUUUCACACGCAAAAUAAAAAUGUAAUAAAAAGAAAUUGAUAAAAUUCCGGUCGUAAAAUGCAACCUACUAGGCCAGGAGCCUAGUUUUUGAAUUCAAAAGAAAGUGAUUGAACCGCGUAAGAAAAAGCGAUUGAGAGAGCGAACGAGAGAGAGUGAGUGGAGUCCUGAACACUUAAGUUGGAUCCUGGUUCUGUUAAUCCACCCACGAUGAUGCCUUACAAUGUGCGAAGCGCCGGUGGCGGAAGCGUUGGCGGGAUUCUUCGCCGUACGGGUCAAUUAUCCGGACCCGGAUCUACGGUUCUGGGAAAUGGAAUUAGUUCUGGAGUGACAGGGGUCGGAGGAUCCGUCACGAAUGUGGAAAACCAUCGACAAACACCGUUGGAACUCCUCGUUUUUGGUUACGCCUGCAAGAUUUUUCGGGACGACGAGAAGGCCCGUGAAAUGGACCACGGCAAGCAGCUAAUUCCCUGGAUGGGCGAUGUAAAUCUCAAGAUAGACAGAUACGAUGUCCGAGGCGCCCUCUGCGAUCUGACGCCCCACGAGGCGCCACCAGGUGGAUAUGGCAAUAGAUUGGAAUACUUGAGCGCCGAGGAACAGCGUGCCGAGCAACUUUGCGAGGAAGAACGCUACCUAUUCCUCUACAACAACGAGGAGGAGUUGCGACUGCAACAAGAGGAGGACCUCAAGCGGCUGCAACAGGAGACCUCCGGCGGCAACUAUAGCCAGGUGGGCUUCCAGUACGAUGGCCAAUCGUCGGCCUCGGCUUCCCUUAGCGGGUCUUCCAUGGCGCCCUCCCAACUUUCCCCGGCCUCCGAGGAAAGCGAGCUGCCCUUCGUUCUACCGAACACCCUGAUGAUGGCACCUCCACUGGGAAUGCAACUGCCAGAGACGAUGAAGCAGCACGCCAUCAUCGAGAAGACGGCUCGCUUCAUUUCCACCCAGGGCGCCCAGAUGGAGAUCCUGAUUAAGGCGAAACAGGCCAACAACGCUCAGUUCGACUUCCUAACCCAGGGUGGUCAGUUGCAGCCCUACUACCGCCAUCUCUUAGCCGCAAUCAAGGCGGCCAAGUUUCCGCCCGCUCCUGAGAGUUCGCUGGAUCAGCAGAAUCCCGACGCAGAUUCACAUUCAACUGACUUUCACGAGGGGCGGGGGGAGAGGAGGAACCCGAGCCAUGUUGUCAUCACUGUGCCCACCAUUAAGUACAAACCCUCGGCCAACUGCGCUUACACCCAGUUGAUCAGCAAGAUCAAGGGUGUGCCCCUGCAAGCGGUCCUGCUGGAGGAUGAGUCCAGUAACCCUGGCGGAAACUCCCAACACUCGGGUGGCACGGCCUCACCGACGCCCAGCUGCCGAUCGGAAGGUCACAACAGCCAAGGCGGGGAGUUCACGCCUGUGCUGCUCCAGUACAACGGAAGUACCUUCACCCACGAGGAGGAGACGACACCCCAGGAGCAGCCGGACGUGAGCGAGGGCAAUAGUGGCGAGCCGCCGCAAGUGGAGCUGCUGAAAAACACAAGUGCUUUGGCCUUGGCACAGAACUACAGUUCCGAAAGCGAGGAGGAGGAGCAAGUGCAGCCGGAGAAGGAGCCCGAAAAGACACCCGUACUGACGUUCCCCGUUCCGGAGGAGAGUCUCCGGCACAUAAUAGAUAAGACGGCAACGUACGUAAUUAAGAAUGGGCGCCAGUUCGAGGAGACCCUGCGGACGAAGAGCGUGGAUCGUUUUAGUUUCCUGAUGCCGGCCAACGAGUUCUAUGCGUACUACCUGUACAAAGUGACUGGCGAUGUGGAUGCGGCUUCGAAGGAGGAAAAGACACGCAAAGCGGCCGCCGUAGCUGCCGCCUUGAUGUCAAAGAAGGGUCUCAGUUUUGGCGGGACGGCAGCAUCCGCGGCUGGGAACCCUCUGGACAAGGCCCCUGAGACCAGCGACGAGGAGGCCAGUUCGGUUGGCGGUGCGGAACAAGUGCGUCCUGGCAUGCCAGACAGUGUGCAGCGAGCCAUUAAGCAGGUGGAGACACAGUUGUUGGCCAGGACGAGCGGCCAGAAGGCAGGCGGCAGUUGCUCUUCUUCGCCACAAAAAGAACAGCGCCAAGCUGAGGAACGAGUAAAGGACAAACUGGCACAGAUUGCCCGUGAUAAGCUGAACGGAAUGAUUUCCCGGGAAAAGCAGUUGCAAUUGGAGCGAAAGCGCAAGGCAAUGGCAUUUUUAAAUCAGAUAAAAGGCGAGGGUGCCACUGUGGGUCCGACGAUGGCCGGUGCUGCUGUGAAUCCUGAGCCUGCAUCAGGAGCUUCUCAAUCGGCGUCCGCCGAUAGUGACAAUGAGUCCAACGAAUCUGUGCGCUCAAUACCAAUCACCUACUUUGGCCCGGACGACGAUGAAGAAGGAGACCAGAAGCCUGAGGUAAGAAAUGCAAGGAGAACGCAGGAGGACGGCGAGGAGGAUGAAGACGAUGAUGAUGAGGAUGGAGGGGAUUUGGAAAAGUACAAUCUGCUAAACGAUGAUAGCACAAACACCUUCACCAGCAAACCAGUGCUUCCUCCGGCGGCUCCUCCUCCACCUCCUCCUGCUGCCGUUCUCCUUUCCGACGAUGACGACGUCCAGGUAGUGGCGACAUCCUCAUCACGAUCCUCCAGCUCGCGCCACUGCAAACCCCACCGCCGGAGCAGAAGUCGCAGUCGAAAUGGCAGAAGCAAAAGCAGUCCCAGCAGUGCUUCCAGUCGCGAAUCUUCCCACCGACGGCGGCAGAAGAGCAGUAAAUCCUCAAGGGAGCCAUCAUCGUUACCGGCCAGAAAAUCACAGCAGCCCGCGCAGAGUAGAAAAAGCCACAAGAAGAGAAGACGGAGCAAGAGCAAAAGCCUGUCCAAAAGCAUCCGGCGAAGUAGAUCGCGGAGCUACUCCAGCAGUAGAGAUGCCGAACAUCGGCGUCAGCAGUCGCGUCAUCGUUCGCCCACCAAGAAGAGCCAUAAGCGGCACAAGCGUCGCCGGCGCAGCAGCUCCCUCCGAUGAUCCACCUGGUACCCCUCAUCCACUUCUACAUUUCAAAGUUUUUCCUAGUUCACAAGUUGUAUCAAAUAAAGCACCAACGUAUUUUUGUAAA
Messenger RNA from Drosophila ficusphila, 3118 nucleotides. RefSeq names its product protein suppressor of white apricot (gene su(w[a])). Lineage: Eukaryota; Metazoa; Arthropoda; Insecta; Diptera; Drosophilidae. The record is from RefSeq and is a predicted model, not a curated record. Gene Ontology annotation, molecular function: RNA binding. Gene Ontology annotation, biological process: mRNA 5'-splice site recognition; RNA processing.